GGUGACAGCGGGCCCGGGACGGGUAGACGUAUCUGCCCGCCGCGCCGAGGGACCGCCAGGCGGCGGAGAGCAGGUCAGGGACCGGGCGAGGCCGGGCGGAGAGCCGGGGUCGCUGUCCGGGGACGGCGGGCGGAAGGGACCCGCGCCCCGAGGGACGCGCCGGACGCCCCGGCCUGCGCAGCCCCUGCCCCGACGCGGCCGCUGCCCGGGCCGGGAGCCCCCGAGGGGCAGCAGGGCUCCGGGCCCUCGUCGGAGUCCUCCGGUCCAGAUUAUAAAAGAUGGAGGCCGGCUCAGUGGUUCGAGCCAUCUUUGACUUCUGCCCUAGCGUAUCGGAAGAACUGCCGCUCUUUGUGGGAGAUAUUAUUGAGGUGUUGGCAGUGGUGGAUGAAUUUUGGCUUCUAGGAAAGAAAGAGGAUGUGACGGGACAGUUCCCCAGCAGUUUUGUGGAAGUUGUUACCAUUCCUAGUCUGAAAGAGGGUGAGAGACUGUUUGUCUGUAUCUGUGAAUUUACAUCCCUAGAAUUGAACAGCCUUCCCCUCCAUCGAGGUGACCUAGUGAUUCUCGAUGGCACUCCCACUGCUGGCUGGCUGCAGGGCCGAAGCUGCUGGGGUGCCCGGGGCUUCUUCCCAUCCUCGUGUGUUAAGGAGCUCUGCCUGUCCUCACAGAGUCGGCAGUGGCACUCACAGAGUGCCCUUCUCCAGAUUCCCGAAUAUUCAAUGGGACAAGCCCGGGCGCUGAUGGGGCUUUCUGCCCAGCUGGACGAGGAGCUGGACUUCAGAGAAGGAGAUGUGAUUACCAUUAUUGGAGUUCCUGAACCAGGCUGGUUUGAAGGGGAGUUAGAGGGUCGAAGAGGCAUUUUUCCAGAAGGUUUUGUAGAGCUUUUGGGGCCCCUGAGGACUGUGGAUGAGUCAGUAAGUUCUGGAAAUUGCAAUGACUGCAUUGCUAACGGUGAAAUAGAUACCAGUACAGGAGAAGACAGAGAGCCAGAAGAGGAUGGCGAGCAGCCAGGCACCUAUGGAAUUGCCAUCUACAGAUUCCAAGCCCUGGAGCCAAAUGAGUUGGAUUUUGAAGUAGGUGAUAAAAUCCGAAUCCUGGGGACCCUGGAAGAUGGCUGGCUAGAAGGAUCACUGAAGGGCAAGACAGGCAUCUUUCCUUACCGGUUUGUAAAGUUAUGUCCUCAGACAAGGGUGGAGGAAACUGUGGAUCUGCCGCAGGAAAGCAACCUCACCAAUAUCCCUGACACGUCUUUGGAUUAUUUAGAGAACUCCAUAGAAGCGGAAGGAAAAGGACAUGAAUCUUAUGAGUAUAAAGCAGAAAAGUCCAACUGUGUUAUUUCUGAAACAUCCACUUCCCCCCUGGAGCAUCUGACUCCUGAGUAUGAAGAAAACAAAAACUCUCACUGGGACACAGGCAUCUCAAGAGGGCCCCCCAAAAGCCCAGGUACAGGGCAUGAACAGCUUCUUGCCAGUUACUCUUCCAUGAUGGAUCCUUCAGAGGUGGUCAAUGGUGUUGCGUCCCACCCUCCAGUACCUUUUCAUCCUGAAUUGCAGAAAAGCCAGUAUUACUCUAUGGGAGGAGGAAGCCACCCAAGCCCAGGCCAGUAUUCUGACACUCCUCCUCUAGAAGCAAGGACUAGAGACUACUGCAGCCUACCUCCCAGAAGAACAUACUCCCAGCCGAAAACCCUUCAGAAGUCAGUGCCACCUCUUCAUAGCACCUCUUCCCUUUCAGCCUCCAGGGUAGUCAGACCCAGCCAGUUGAGCCCUCAGCUCCAGGGCGUGGCAAGGUGUGUGAAAAAGCACCGCACACCCAAAGAAAAUGCUUCCAGCUUUUGCUCUGCAUCAGAGAGAUCAGAGAUGAAGCCUGGUCUGCAAGACAAGGCACCCGCCGUGGAACCAAUGGAACUUUCAGAAGGAGAUGGCAACACAGACCUGGAUUCUAAGUUGACACAACAACUGAUAGAGUUUGAGAAGAGCCUGUCAGGGCCCUUCACAGAACCAGAUAAAAUUUUGCACCACUUUUCAAUCAUGGACUUUAACUCUGAAAAAGAUAUUUUCCGAGGUCCCUCAAAGCUAAUCACCCAGCAGGAGCUGCCCGAGAGGAGAAAGGCUCUAAGGCCGCCACCGCCUCGUCCCUGUACUCCAGCAUCCACUCCUCCCCAUUUGCCAGUGGACCAGAACCUGAGACCAGAACCACCCUUGGCAAUGCGACCCUCUCGCCCAGCUCCCCUGCCUCCCUCAGCCCAGCAGAGAACGAAUGCAGUACCCCCCAAGCUCCUAACCUGUAACCGUCCUGGCUGGGAGACCCUAGAAAAGGAGGGACCUGAGAACAUGGAAAAGACUUUGGACCAGACUUCCCAGUGUCCCUUAGUCUUGGUGAGGGUUCAGGAGAUGGAACAGGAAUUGGAUAUGUGCCGCAGGGCUCAAGAAGAGCUGAACCUACUGCUGGAGGAGAAGCAAGAGGAGUCACUAAGGGCAGAGACCCCUGAGAAUCUUGAGUUCUGUGAGAAUAACAUUGAGAGUUUGAACAUGAAACUCCAGCAACUUAAAGAAAUGACGCUCCUCUCCUCCCAGUCUUUAUCACCGGUGGCCCCUUCUGGGUCUGUGUCCACUGAAAACCCAGAGCAGAGGAUGCUGGAGAAGAGAGCCAAAGUGAUAGAGGAACUUCUUCAGACGGAAAGAGACUACAUUCGGGAUCUGGAAAUGUGUGUUGAGCGGAUCAUGGUACCCCUGCAGCAGGCACAGAUACCAAACAUUGAUAUUGAGGGACUUUUUGGAAAUAUGCAGAUGGUGAUUAAGGUCUCAAAGCAAUUAUUGGUUGAUCUGGAAAUCAGCGAUGCCAUAGGACCUGUGUUUCUUGAUCACCGGGAUGAGCUCGAAGGAACAUAUAAGGUUUACUGCCAGAAUCAUGACGAGGCCAUCUCAUUGCUGGAAAUCUAUGAAAAGGAUGAAAAGAUCCAGAAGCAUCUUCAGGACUCCUUGGCAGAUCUGAAGAGCCUGUACAACGAAUGGGGAUGCACAAAUUAUAUUAACCUGGGCUCCUUCCUCAUCAAACCAGUGCAGAGAGUAAUGCGUUACCCACUGCUGCUGAUGGAGUUGCUGAACUCCACCCCUGAAUCCCACCCAGAUAAAGUGCCUUUAACUAAUGCAGUCCUUGCAGUCAAGGAAAUCAACGUUAACAUUAAUGAAUACAAACGUCGAAAGGACCUGGUCCUCAAGUACCGAAAGGGUGAUGAAGAUAGCCUCAUGGAAAAAAUUUCCAAACUGAACAUCCAUUCCAUCAUCAAGAAAUCCAACCGGGUUAGCAGUCACCUGAAGCACCUCACUGGUUUUGCCCCACAGAUUAAAGAUGAAGUAUUUGAAGAAACAGAGAAGAACUUCCGAAUGCAAGAAAGAUUGAUCAAAUCUUUUAUCCGAGACCUGUCUCUCUACCUCCAGCAUAUUCGGGAAUCAGCAUGUGUGAAGGUGGUGGCUGCUGUGAGCAUGUGGGAUGUGUGCAUGGAGAAGGGACACAGAGACUUGGAACAGUUCGAGAAGGUGCAUCGCUACAUCAGUGACCAGCUCUUCACAAAUUUUAAGGAGAGGACAGAGCGGCUGGUCAUCUCUCCCCUGAAUCAGUUACUGAGCAUGUUCACAGGGCCCCACAAGCUGGUGCAGAAACGCUUCGACAAGCUUCUGGACUUGUAUAACUGUACAGAACGGGCGGAGAAGCUGAAGGACAAGAAGGCCCUGGAGGAGCUACAGUCAGCUCGGAACAACUACGAGGCCCUGAAUGCCCAGCUGCUGGACGAGCUGCCCAAGUUCCAUCAGUAUGCACAGGGCCUCUUCAGCAACUGCGUGCACGGCUACGCUGAGGCCCACUGUGACUUCGUGCGCCAGGCGCUGGAGCAGCUGAAGCCACUGCUCUCGUUACUCAAAGUCACCGGCAGGGAGGGGAACCUGAUUGCCGUCUUCCAUGAGGAGCACAGCAGGGUCCUGCAGCAACUCCAGGUUUUCACCUUCUUCCCAGAGUCUCUUCCCGCCACCAAGAGGUCGUUUGAGAGGAAAACCAUGGAACGCCAGUCCACCCGAAAGCCGCUCCUGGGCCUGGCAAGUUAUAUGCUCCAGUCCGAAGAACUCCGGGCCUCCCUCCUGGCAAGGUAUCCCCCUGAAAAGCUCUUCCAAGCAGAACGGAACUUCAAUGCUGCCCAGGACCUGGAUGUCUCCCUUCUGGAAGGUGACCUGGUGGGUGUGAUCAAGAAAAAGGACCCCAUGGGCAGUCAGAACCGCUGGCUAAUUGACAAUGGAGUCACCAAAGGCUUUGUGUACAGCUCUUUCCUGAAGCCGUACAACGCUCGAUGCAGCCACUCUGAUGCCUCUGUGGGCAGCCACUCCUCCACCGAGUCAGAGCACGGCAGCUCCUCCCCCAGGUUCCCGCGGCGGCAGAACAGCGGUGGCACAUUGACCUUCAACCCCAGCAAUAUGGCUGUGUCCUUUAGCUCAGGGCCUUGCCAGAAACAGCCUCCAGACGCAUCUUCACUGACGGAAUUUGACCAGGGAACUCUCAGUGCAUCCUUAAACUCAGAGAGUAGUCCUUCCAGGUGCCCCUCAGACUCAGAAUCCCCCUCCCAGCCCAGGCCCUGGGAGUUGGUAGAUGCUGCCAGAGACCUUCACCAACCUGCCCCCACCCUGAGGAGCUCCCGAAACCCCAGGCAUCCAGAAAUGGCUGGUUACUCCGUGCCAGGGCGAAACGGGCAAGGUAGAGACCUUGUAAAAGGAUGUGCAAGAACAGCCCUGUCUCUGGAUGACAGAGACAAACAGCCGGAAAGCAGCGAAGCGGAAGGCAACCAGGUCUAUUUUGCUGUCUAUACCUUCAAGGCACGGAACCCAAAUGAGCUGAGUGUGUCAGCAAAUCAGAGACUCAAGAUCUUGGAGUUUAAAGAUGUUACAGGAAAUACAGAAUGGUGGUUAGCCGAAGUUAAUGGGAAGAAGGGCUAUGUCCCAUCCAAUUAUAUCCGCAAAACUGAGUACACCUGAACCUGUUCUGCCUCCCACUCAGCCUUGCUGCCUUCCCUUCCUUCUGCUGAAGGGUUCUGGUGUCCGCUGAAAGGGCGCCUGCUCCUGAGACACUAGCCCUGCCUGCAUUGCUUAACCAUGGCACAGUGUGGCACAAGAUAAGUCUUGUUCUGUUCGAUUGGGUUGUCAACCUUGAUGCUCGUUAGAAUUUCUAGAGUUUGAAAUGGACCCCGGGUCUUGCAAGUGGUUCAGUGACUGUGAGAAAGAGGCAGGUCCUGGGAUUAGCCUCUGGAAGUGAGAAAUUUCCAGUCAGAAGACCAGUGUCCAGCACAUGCUGGAAGCUGUGCUGCAGCGUUAGAAGAAGCUGGCAGUGGCCGUGCCGUACUGAGUCUGGGGCAGCCUCACGCUCUGUGAUCAACUGACCAGAAACCGACUUGGAUGAAAAGAAUGCUCUGCGAACCCUUUCAGGCUGCACGUCUGCAUUUGGCAAGGAGGUGUUGACAUUUUACCAAAUCUGGUGUCUUAAAACCUCAGUGUCUGGCACACAUUCACACACACACACACACACACACACACACACACACACACCCCUUAUUUCUAAAAGUCCAUAAAACACUACUAUUUAUAAUCUUUUCUUAUUUAUUUCACUGCAUUUCCAGAUUGCUUGGGCAAAAUUCAGCUACUUUCUUCUUUUAAAAAAUAUUUAGGGUCUUUUCCUUGAGCCUUCAUCUGAAAGGCUCUCUUCCCGUUGGGUGCUGUCCUCCACACCUUGCUGUCAUCUCUGUUUUUUAUGGUCUGUGCACAAUAAUGUCUCCUGGCCUCUCUCCUGAAGCUCGAUAGCGGAUAGACUUUCCUAGUAGCACAGGAUCAGAGCUCCCACCAUUCCAUUAGGGGGGUUCAUUCUGUGAUGGGCUGAAGCCAGUCCAGCCUGGUGGGAGACUAGAUGCCUCUCUCCUUCAUCCAAGCACACUGCUGUCCACAGAUGCAGAAAACGUAACGUGUGUCUUAUUUGAAUUCGGAUAAGCAGUCCCAGAAGUUGCUUAUCCUAGACUUGGAAAUAAGCAUUUUCUGUUUCAUCAGCCCCCAUGCUUCAGAGACCAUGGUCUAAACCAAACAGAAUCUAAAGUGCCUGAUUGUACCUCUCUCUGCCUCAGGAAGAUAUUUACCAAUCCUAAGAAUCUCCCCCUGAAGUUUCUCUCUGAGCAGGGCUCUGAUUCUUAAAGUCUGCCCCAGAUAGGAAGCCUACCUUGGAACAGGAAACCAUGAAUUUUGUCUUUUAAGAAAGGGAAUUAAGAACAGCCUUACAGCCCUUGCUCCUCUAAAUGCACCUUCGCCUUAAAGUCAUGAUGAAUCGGGAGACACCUGUGAACUCCUCGGCCCCUGAGUCUGCUAGUCGGUCAGAAGGCAGCAAUACAAGUCUCUUGUGAAUAGUGUUUAUAUCUAGAGAUGUUUAUAUUUAAGUAGUUAUUUUAUAAAUAAAAGCAUUUCUAAGGGCCAUGAGUAUAUUUUCUUGAUUUCUCUCCACGUUUAGCCUGAACCUUCUUGCGUUUCUGAGGGUAACUUCUUGACAAUUCAGUGACGCUCAGAUCCCAGGGGAUGGGAGAGGCUAACUGAAGAAAUUCAGGUCAAAAAUUCAUUUUAUCAAAUAUAAUUUCAGCAGAAUCACUCUAUACUCAAAAUAUGUCCAUGCUGUAGGCCUCUUCAUUAAGCUAUUUCCUACGAUAAAAUCCUAACAAAACAGAAAAGCUGAGAUCUCAAGGAGAUAUUUCCCAGCCAUUACAGAUGUGGAAACUGAUGCACUAGUGAUGAACUAACAAAGCCACACAGCCGCUCAAGCCAGAUCAGGGGUGGGAGGGGAAGAAGUAGCAGGAGCACUGGCAGAGGUGGUACUGAGGACAGUGGGUGACAGUGACGCUUCACCUGAUACUGUUAGGGAAUAGAAAACAUGGGUGAAUGGGUAGACUCUGUGGGAAAGAAACAUGUAGGCCAGUGAGGCCAACUUUCAUUUUAUGAAGUAGGAAAAUGGGGUCUGGUGACACUGUGCCUUUGCCCAAGUCUUAGAUCAAGUUUUUGGUGGAUCCUGAAUUUAAACUUGUGCCUCAGGCUAAGCCUUUCCACCUUGUUCUGGAGCCAUGCUGAGUUCAGACACUUAAGAGCUUUGUGACCUCGGCAUCUUACCUAACCCAUGCUUCAGCUUCCUCGUCUAAAGUAGAGAAAAUACUACUGUCUGCCUCACGCGGUUGUGGUAAGAACGGGAUGAGUUUAAUACGUGGAGAGUGGUAGAACAUUGCCUGGCACAUAGCAAACAAUAAACUGGAGAGCCCUGAGGUCCAAGUCAAGGAAUUUAGAUUUGACUUGGACCUUACAAAGCUUAUUACCUAAGCUUUGUAAGUGGAUUCCUUGUUGUAGGAAAGCUAAGUUAUAGCAGGAUGCUUUGCAGGGAGGACCGAUCAAAGGCCAGGAGAAUCUAAUUAAGAAAAAGUUAGAACUGAUUUGGGCUUAAGAUUGCUUGAGAAUGGAAAGAAGCAGCAGCAUCCUAUAAAGAAUAUGAAAUUGAAGAAAUGAUGGAAUCCCUAACAAAGGGGAGAUCAUUGGGAUGGGAGCAAGUUUAUGAAAAGAGUAUUUUUUUAAACACUAGAUGUCAGGUCUUUAUUUUUAUUUUUUUAAUUUUUUUUAUUGUGGUAUAGUUGAUUUACAAUGUCUCAGGUUAUACAGAAAAGUGAUUCAGUUAUAUAUACAUACAUAUAUAUUUUUUUCAGAUUCUUUUCCAUUAUAGUUUAUUACAAGAUACUGACUAUAGUUCCCUGUGCUAUAUACAGUAGGUCCCUUUUGUUUAUUUUAUAUAUAGUAAUGUGUAUCUGUUAAUCCCAAAUUCCCAAUUUAUCCUCCUCCCCCACCCUUUCCUCUUUGGUAUACCAUAAGUUGUUUUCUAUGUCUUUGAGUUUUUCUGUCUUGUAAAUAAGUCCAUUUGUAUCAUUUUUUUAGAUUCCACAUAAAAGUGAUAUGAUAUUUGUCCUUGUCUGACUUCACUUAGUAUGAUAAUCUAGUUGCAUCCGUGUUGCUACAGGCAUUAUUUCAUUUUUUAUGGCUGAGUAAUAUUCCAUUGUAUAUAUGUACCACAUCUUUAUCCAUUCAUCUGUUGAUGGACACUUAGGUUGCUUCCAUGUCUUGGCUAUUGUAAAUAGUGUGGCUAUGAACAUUAGGGUGCAUGUAUCUUUUCUAUUUUUUAAAUUUAUUCAUUUACUUAUUUAUUGGCUGCAUUGGGUCUUCAUUGCUGCACACAGGCUUUCUUUAGUUGCGGCAAGCAGGGGCUACUCUUUGUUGUGGUAUACAGGCUUAUUGUGGUGGCUUCUCUUGUUGGGAGCAUGGGCUCUAGGCACAUGGGCUUCAGUAGUUGUGGCACAUGGGCUCAGUAGUUGUGGCUCGAGGGCUGUAGGGCACAGGCUCAUUAGUUGUGGUGCACGGACUUAGUUGCUCCGAGGCAUGUGGGAUCUUCCCGGAGAAGGGAUCCAACCCUUGUCCCCUGCAUUGGCAGGCAGAUUCUGGGGCACAUUUAUCUUUUCAAAUUAGAGUUUUUGUCUCUUCCAGAUAUAUGCCCAGGAGUGGGACUGCUGGAUCACAUGGUAGCUCUAGUUUUAGUUUUUUUUAAGGAAGCUCCGUACUGUUCUCCAUAGUGAUUGCUAAGUGCUUUUUUAAAAUUAAUUAAUUUAUUUAUUUAUUAUGUGCUGGGUCUGAGUAAUGGCACGUGGGAUCUUUGUUGCAGCAUGUUUAGUUGUGGCAUGCGGGCUCUUAGUUGCGGCCAGUGGACUCCUUAGGUGUGGCAUGCAUGUGGGAUCCAGUUCCCCGACCAGGGAUCGAACCGGGGCUCCCUGCAUUGGGAGCAUGGAGACUUACCCACUGGACCACCAGGGAAGUCCCGAGGUGCUUUUUUAACUAUGGUCUUCAGACCAGCAGCAUCACCAACUGUGUACCCUGGGAGCUCACUGGAAAUGCAGGACCCACCCCAGGCCUGCUGAGUCAAGGUUCCAGGUGAUUUGUGUGCAUGUUAAAUUUGAGAAGCACCUGUGUAGGCAGUUUUUUUUAGUAGAACUUUCUGCUGUUGGAAAAGUAGGAAUUACAAAUAGCAAGGAAGGAAGGGGUGACAGAUGUUUCCGACACAGCAGAAGGAAAUGUUGAAAAUCUCCAAAUCCAGUUUGCCUGCUUACUUCCUGUCAUGAAUUUGCUCCCUUUCCUGCCUGGAAGUAGCUCUUCAGUUAUGCUUUCUUCCAAGUGUCCUCAGGGAACAGGGAUUGGUGGUGGGAAUCUAUCAUCAUCUGAAACGUGUAGAUUUCUGACCUCCUUCUCAAGAUUGUUGUGAGAACAAAUAAGAUGAUUCUGCAAAUUUUUGUGAACUGUGAGCUCUAGAGAUGCAUGGUUUUGAUAAAGAUUGAAUUUUGUGUCACCCUGUUUUAUUUAGUUGUGAAGCUGGAACUGUGUGUGUUUUGUUUCAGGGUCAGGAGUACAAACAGGCUCUAGAGCACCGUUGUGCUCUGAAUUGUGUUUCACUUGCAGAACCUUAGGCCUGAGGACUGAGAAAACUUGAGCAUCCUGUACUUAAUUCUAAAUCCUCUCUGGUCGCCUCACACAACUUACAGGAUUUUAAACUCUCCCAUCUAUUAGUACAUCAUGUUGAUAAAGUUCUUACUGUUUCACCUGGGCUGGGUGUGGCAGACAUUCAGUGCAACGAAGCAGGGAUGAUCAUCUCCAAUCUCCAAUGUGUGCUGCCUCAUUUCAUCCAGCCCACUGUGCUUGUCAGUGAAGAUCAGUAGUAGUGUUUGGUAAGGAUCAGUAAGGGCGUUUUCUACAACAAACUGCAGGCUUUGCAAGCUGCAUAGGAGUAUCACUUAAUACCACUCAGAGGUGACCCUGAAGGAGCAGACAGUGCUUUCCCAGAGGUAAGUUGUGGUGUGGCGGUAGGAGCAAGCAGUGUGUUCAUUCGGGAACAUUUAUUGGUAGCAGGCAGGUGUGUGGGACUCAGCAGCAGACCGUGGGGGUCUGCAGACUCAGCAGGGCCAUGUCACAAGGCACUGCCUGUGCACUGCCUGCCUGGGUGUCCCCUGGGACUCCAAGAGGCGUCAAGCUCUAAUCCUUCCCUGUGGCAGCCCUUCCCCAGGCCCAGGAUCAGGGAAACGGAGAGGGAAAGAUGAUUGAUCUGUCAUGGCCGCCUCCUGUCAUCAGAAUCACGGUGACUCACUUGAAGAAAGGACCUUCCCGCAGCC
Messenger RNA from Hippopotamus amphibius kiboko, 10252 nucleotides. It is a transcript of the gene DNMBP, whose product is annotated as dynamin binding protein. The record is from RefSeq and is a predicted model, not a curated record. NCBI's taxonomy places the organism in Eukaryota, Metazoa, Chordata, Mammalia, Artiodactyla, Hippopotamidae. The transcript is spliced from 17 exons. Gene Ontology annotation, cellular component: cytoplasm. The coding region runs from base 279 to 5015 and encodes 1578 amino acids. Gene Ontology annotation, biological process: intracellular signal transduction. Gene Ontology annotation, molecular function: guanyl-nucleotide exchange factor activity; protein binding.